GACUGCAAACGGCACUGACCCAUAUCACGUUAACAUCACGUCAUCGCUCCAGCUGUGACGUAAGGCCGCCGCUGGGGCUGGCUUGUGCCUGGCACGUGCGCUGCAACACGAGCCCAGGGGCCGCGCCAAAUGCAGCCACGUGAGGGGGGGAGAGGGGCGGUCACAACGGCUAAAAAAAAGCAAAGUGGCGCUAACACACCUUGGUAUUAAAAAUAGAAGCGAUACAAACAUCAGUUAAGAUAUUUUUAACCGCAAAUUUCAAGUCAACGCGUUAUUAAUAUUCCUCCGCCGGGCUUCUACCUGGUUGCUAGGCGACGCAUCAGCGUGAGUGGCGUUUCAGGCGUAUUAAUAUGUAAAUUAGCCAACUGUGAUGCGGUCACACUAACGAUGAAGCUGAAUCAUUAAUAUUAAUUUAUUCUCCAUUAGUAAAUCACUGGUUCUGAAAGAGAUGAAAUACACUUACAGCCACGUUAGAACAAUUAAUAGUAUUUAAUUUUUUAUGACAUAGUGCUUUUAUGUUUCUCGGUUGUGGGGAAAAUAGAUCCAACCGUUGAUUGUGUUUCGUCACUAACUGAACCUUCAAAUAUAGCUGCAAUAUUGGCAGUUAAUGUCACAGAAAAGCACAACUUGUCAUAUGGAUGCGCUCCCCUCCCCUCUCUGUCUCAGCAUAGCUCACCGCUCCUAGCAUCAUGUUUUCCUCCGUCUUUCCCUGAGUCAUUGCGGUCUCUCGGGAUUUUCAGUCGGUUUCGGCGGUUUUCAGCCUCUGCGGGAUCCUGUCAGGUCCCUACCGGUGGAAAAAAAAAAAAAAAAAACUCGACGACCGUUGAGAUGACUGAAGUGGCUCCGAGCUUUCCUGACAUGACAGCCCUGGCACCUCCUCCUGCGCCGCUGCUCACCAAUAGGAAUGCGUCUCCUGCUCGAUCACCAUCCAAUCACAGGAGCCCUCCAGGUUCCCUGCGGACGGACCGGCAGCAUUUAGCUAAAGAGCGGCGCGAGGACAGAGAGAAGACACACGAGCUGGAGGUGGUGCUGCGGGAUAAGGAGCGACGUGCUCAGCAGCAGCUGGAGCGCUGCAGCGAGGAGCGAGGGAGGAAGAUGGAGGAGCAGAGGAAGAAGGAGAAGCGACGCAGGUCGGCAGCUGAGGAGAAGAGACGUCUGCAGCAAGAAGCAGAGAAGGAGAGGCUGGAGGCCCUGGUACGCCGGAGAGCAGGAGGCGCUGAUAAGAGAGGAGGAGGAGGAGGAGGAGGAGGAGGAGGGGAGGCCCAGGACCACCUGGAUAACAGGCCUAAACGGUGGACAUGGGGAGGACCGCCUGAUGGAGUGGAGGGUAACCCUAAGACCCCGCCCUGCCCUGCCAUUGGCUCCGCUCAGCCCAAUGAGCUUCCUGCUGCUUCCAGUGCCCGCAAAUCCCGUAACGUCGGUGACUUCCUGUCUCCACCCACUUCAGAUCAACCAAUGAACAAACAGCUCUCCAGCUCCUCAGCUGCCCUCCACUCACCAGAGAGAGUGUCUUUUGUGUCCCAUCGAACAGCUUCCUCCAACAACCACAGACCGUACAGAAGUUCCUCCAACCGCAGGAGCAUCGCUGGAUUCCCCGAGGACACGUCCAAAGCCAAAACACCCACGGGGGAGACUCCGAACACACCGGCCCGUAGCUCUUCCUUCAGGGCCAACAGCAAAGGCCCCGCCACACCGAAACGGGUGAGAUCAAACAGGAGUCGGGCCCAGUCUCCCUGCUCCCCCGGCCAGUACCCCCCCUCCCCGCACCGGCAGAGGGCCAGCACCCCCAGCAAUGACGACAGGGGUCACAAUGAGGUCAAAGGUCAUGGCACCCUGGAGAGGAAAUCCACCAAAUCUGAGACCUCAGAGAAGAAGAUCCCCAAAUCCACCAGCAGAGAACUGACUGCAGAGUCUCCUGGCACGCCCACAGGCAGGAGUGUUGGUGGGACGACGGAUGCCGAGGAGGCGUCCAGACUGCUGGCAGAGAGACGCCGUCUGGCCCGAAUACAGAAGGAGCAGGAGGAGAGACAACGGCAGGAGGAGGAGAGACUGAGAGCUGAGGAGGAGCAGAGGAGGAAGCAGGAGGCCAGAGAGCAGCAGGAAAGAGCGUUACGACAGGCCGAGGAGGAGAGAGUGAGGCGGGAGGAGGAGAGGAGGAGCAGGGAGGAAGAGGAGAGACGACAGAAGGAGCAGCGAUGGAAGGACAUGCAGGAUCAGCUGGACAAAGAGAGGGAGGAGGCCUUCCUGCGAGCCCAAAGAGAAGCUGAGAGGAAGAGACUGGAGAGAGAGCAGCUGCACAUCCAAGAGGAGCAGGAGAGACUGCAGAGGAAGAAGAGAAUUGAGGAAAUCAUGAAGAGAACAAGGAAGAGUGAAGUGGACACUCCAUCUAGUGCUGCAGCAUCUGACGUGAGAGCAGAGCCUGCUGUCGGCUUGGAUGAAGACGUCCCGACUCCUGCUGAAGCCCCCGUCAUCAUGCUGGGACCCCUGGAGAACAAGAGCUUUGUGGACGAGCUGUCCGACGGAGUCCAGUCCAUGGACGUCAGUCCGGUUUCCAGGGAGGAGCAGGCGAGCGCUCAGGAGUUUUCUCCGGUCACUGAGGGAACAGACGGCUGCCCCCUGGAGCACCUGAUGGACCUGGACCCCCACGGGCGAGAACAGCAACAGGGUGCAGAAACGCCUCCCUUCCCCAAGCUGCAGGCCGGCAGCGGGGUCGGCGACCUCAACAAGAACCUGCUGAUCCAAGGGUACAGCGCCGCCUCCAGCGAAUCCUCCCAGCUCAUCCACAGCGUCAGUCCCAGCAAACUGGACGUCUAGUAGCCAGGAGGUUUUCAGGUUCGGUGUAAACAGGAACCAGGAGAAACAGACCACUAGACCAUCACCUCCGUCUGCAACUACAACAAUCAUCAUUUCCACAAGGAACGACUGCUGAACACCUGAUUUCUCAUCUGUAUUAAACCACAAACGCACAUAACUGUUACGCUUCUGGACACGUUUUGAGGCAGUGCAGAUGGGCAAUUUUGACUCUCACAGACUCAGUUAUUAACAAAAAUUAAAAUAUUACUACAGUAAGUUUAGUUUUUGAAAUGAUUGUGAGACAGAGGAAGAAGUUCACAUCAUUCUUGCAUGUUUGUCACGUGAAAACAUUAAGUUUAGGAAAGUGAAGCAACUAUAUAAACUUAAUGUCAUGGUUAUGUUUAUGCAUCUAAAACUUAACCGGAAAAUAAAACUCUAUAAAUGCUAUUUCGAGGUCAAUAUCAGCCCAAAUCUGCACACAUCAAACUGCUUUUCAUUUACAGAUUUUUUCACAGAAGCUCCUUGCAGCCUUCUUAAAUCAGCACCGAUGCGUCUUGCCUACAUCUGUUCCCGUUGAAGCCAAUAUUGCUCAUCUGCAUCACCGCAAAAUAUCACUCGAGUGUCAUCCGCUUUAAUCUCUCAUCCCCGCUUUUGUAAAACUCUGUAAAUAGAUCUGACUGGGCGGUGGAGUCUGUCGCCGUAGAGACAGGGAAGCAGCUCUGUAGCAGUUUAUCCCGACGAGACGCCGUGAAACAGACACUGUUGUGUGAAUCCUGUGUAGCAUCUUCAGUGAGGACUAGCUAGUUGAGCUGUUAAUGGCUGUGGUUGUAGCUGUGUACUUCUACAGUGUGUGGGAAUUUCUCUCUUUCUGUCAGUGUUUUCUGAUGGUUACUGUGUGUUUAUCUCACCACUGACCUGCUCUACUGCUGACAGCCACUCUUACUACUAUAAAACCCCAGUCUGCUGUAGAUUUCCUGUCAUCCUGACGCUGGAGAAACCAUCAACAACCGAUAUUAUAACCCUGCUGUCGACCCGUAACACGUAGCCUAUAGCUUCGGAUUCUCUGCUGCUCGUCUCUGGACAAUUUGUGGAGGAGAAACAAUCCACAGCGAGGAUUUAAACAAAUACCUGUGAGGGGGAGGGGGAAGGGGUUAAAAAAAUAUAUCCUGUAUUUUUAUCCACGGGUCAGGAAAAUAUUGACACAGUAUGUUGUGUAUUUGUCUGGCACUGACUGUAACCACGCUAGCUGCAGUUUAGAGUGUGCACUUACAGUAGUUGUGUGUUUCACUGCUCUGAAGACGCUUGUAUCUCCACCUCAUACGGACUUGGAUAGCUCAUUUUCCCCCCGACAACAACAACAACAACAAAAAAAACAAAAAAAAUACCUCACCAACACAAAACAGACUCUGGUGUUAAAACAGCGUUCAUCACCUCGCAGCUCAUCACCUCUGAGGCCUUAAACCUCUGUGCAGUCAACAUCCUCCCAUCCUCUGUGCUUUGACCUCUGGCUGUGUUACAUCCAGCAUGUGCACUUUUGCUGUUUAAAGGCCCUUUUCCACUAAAACAUCCUGGAAGAAAUGUUUCCUGAGCAGGUCUGUGUAUGCCUCUCAGCUGCACCUCAAGAGCCACAAAGAUUAGACAGAUUAGAAGGAAGUGGAAGAAGAUUAGAAGGAAGUGAGGGGAAAGAAUGUGAACUGUAGCCCAAUAAUUUGUGCCGCAGCUUCGUUCUGUGGAUGAUCAGUCACGAGUUCAGAAAUACUGAGGUAAUAAGUCUCUAAGCCACCAUCAGAGCCUCAUAAACUUAAGAAAACUUUGACCAACCACCAAUCAAACUCUGCAAUUUUCUGAAAAAAAUCAGGAGAAUCACAUUCUAUUUAUUGAAUUGUUCAGUCAUAUAUAUAUUUAAUUAUAUCUCCCUACAUUAUGAUCUGAUGGCGGGUAUAGAGAGAUAAUGCUAAAUUCAUUUUGUUUUUCGUAUAGAAAGACACACAAAAAAGUAUUAGAAUCAACCUUAAAGGCAUACUAUGCAGAA
Thunnus maccoyii (southern bluefin tuna) is the source of this 4825-nucleotide messenger RNA. It is a transcript of the gene map7d2b, whose product is annotated as MAP7 domain containing 2b. Gene Ontology annotation, cellular component: microtubule cytoskeleton. Gene Ontology annotation, biological process: microtubule cytoskeleton organization. The record is from RefSeq and is a predicted model, not a curated record. NCBI's taxonomy places the organism in Eukaryota, Metazoa, Chordata, Actinopteri, Scombriformes, Scombridae.